AUGGAGGAAGUCUUGCUUCGUGUCUUCCCACCUGCCUUGCAUCUUUUCUCAGGGCCCCAGCAAAUGGGCCCACUGUGGACCCCAUUUUCCCUUUUCCUCCUCUUGUUUGGGGAGCCUGCCUGUCUGAGGAGCCAGGACCACCCCAGCUGCCCAGAACCCAGGAAACUGGAAGCCAGUAAAGUUGUCCUCUUGUUCAGUUGUCCUGGAGCCCCAGGAAGUCCUGGGGAGAAGGGAGCACCAGGUCCUCAAGGGCAACCUGGACCACUGGGCAAGAUGGGCCCCAAGGGUGAGCCUGGGGAGUGCCCCGGGAGCUGCCAGGAGCUGCUGAGCUGGAGUACCACUUUGAGCGACUAGUGCCAUCUGUGCCUACCUGAGGGCUGAGCCCUCCCAGUCUUUUGUGACAGUUCAGACACCGCAGGUGGUGGCUGGCUGGUGUUCCAGGGGUGAUGGGAUGGUUCUGUGGAUCCUUGGUCCUUCUACACAGCAGGUGUGGGGAGCCAGGAGUCUGAAUUCUUGGGGGAUGAGAAUUUGCACGAGCUUACUCUCCAGGGUACCCUAGAGCUGUGGGUGGAGCUGGAGAACUUAGGCAACCACACCUUUGUUCCCUGUAGGUCCUUCCUCCUCCUAGUGGAGGCAGACAGACCAUCACCAGCUGGUGCUGGACAGCUGCCUGGGCCAAUGCCCUUGCUCCAUGGCACUGCUGUUUUUCCCACAGGGCCUGCAAACACCCACCUUACAGUUGCUCUGAGGCUCCUGCGAGAUCAUCUCUUCAAGGGUGUCAGGCAUGGUGCCCGCACCGAGGUGCCUCCCAACCUCUUCCUGCCAGGGGCCUCCCAGAGCUUCCAAGGCAGGAAACCCUUUCCCACCGACCAUGAUACAAGUGGGAGAAACUGCAUGGUGACUGUUCCCGGGGCCUGCUGGUACGGAUCCUGCUAUCAGACCAAUCUCAACGGGCGCUACUUGAUGUUCAAAGCCCCUGCCCAUAAUUAUGGCAUUGACUGGGCCUCAUGCCAAGGCGUGGGCCAUCCUUACCACAGGGAUUAAAUGGUGCUUCGCUACGGCACCCUGUCCACGGUGGUUGGCUGCCCAGGGGCAGAGGCUGUUCCGGAAGCGGUCUGUCUCAGAGGUUCUGGCGGGAGAGGAGGGAGGGAAGAGGCCGUGUCCCAGGCCGCUAGGGAGCGGUGCUGCCCCAAGGCCGAGGGUGGAGCUUUCCCGGUCGGCCGGGAAAGGGCUGGGCCCGGCCUACAUGUGGGGGCAGGAGACAGCGACGGCCGAACUUCCGCGGCGGAUCCUGGGUGGUGGGUACUGCUGGCCCGAUGCCUGGGGCCUUCCACGUGA
Messenger RNA from Odocoileus virginianus texanus, 1338 nucleotides. The record is from RefSeq and is a predicted model, not a curated record. Lineage: Eukaryota; Metazoa; Chordata; Mammalia; Artiodactyla; Cervidae.